This is a messenger RNA of Dendrobium catenatum, 1812 nucleotides long. Its product is annotated as guanosine nucleotide diphosphate dissociation inhibitor At5g09550. Gene Ontology annotation, cellular component: cytoplasm. Gene Ontology annotation, molecular function: Rab GDP-dissociation inhibitor activity. Gene Ontology annotation, biological process: vesicle-mediated transport; protein transport; small GTPase-mediated signal transduction. Lineage: Eukaryota; Viridiplantae; Streptophyta; Magnoliopsida; Asparagales; Orchidaceae. Bases 172 to 1509 code for a protein of 445 amino acids. The transcript has 13 exons. The record is from RefSeq and is a predicted model, not a curated record.
AAUCGGAUGAGUUUGUUCGCGCUGCUUCCUUCUCCAUCAAUAGUUUAGGGAACUAAUUAACUUCCUUUCAUCUUAUCGACUUCAUCUCCUUCCUCUCGAUCUCUCUUUUCUCUUUACUGUUUGAUCCGCUUCAAGCCUUCUGGCUCCAUAUUUCCUUUGCGAGCUGCAGAAAUGGAUGAGGAAUACGACGUCAUCGUGCUCGGAACAGGCCUGAAGGAAUGCAUCCUCAGUGGUCUCCUCUCCGUUGAUGGCCUGAAGGUUCUUCACAUGGAUAGGAAUGAUUACUAUGGUGGAGAAUCAACAUCGCUUAAUCUAGUUCAGCUCUGGAAGCGAUUUAGAGGUGAUGAAAAACCUCCUGAAAGUCUGGGCUCAACCAAGGAUUACAAUGUUGACAUGGUCCCUAAGUUUAUGAUGGCUAACGGUGCUCUAGUCCGUGUGCUCAUCCACACGAGUGUGACGAAAUAUCUUAACUUCAAGGCUGUUGAUGGAAGUUUUGUUUACAAUAAGGGGAAGAUUUAUAAAGUGCCUGCUACAGAUGUUGAAGCACUAAAAUCCACUCUUAUGGGGCUCUUUGAGAAACGCCGUGCUCGAAAGCUGUUCAUUUAUGUUCAAGAUUAUGAUGAGAAUGAUCCCAAAUCUCAUGAAGGACUAGACCUCAACAAAGUCACAACUAGAGAAGUUUUUGCGAAAUAUGGGCUAGAUGACAACACAGUUGACUUUAUCGGGCAUGCUUUGGCACUUCACACGAAUGAUGAUUACCUGGACAAGCCUGCCAUUGACACAGUAAAGAGAAUGAAGCUAUAUGCAGAUUCACUUGCACGCUUUCAAGGUGGAUCUCCUUAUAUUUACCCUCAAUAUGGGCUUGGAGAACUACCACAGGGUUUUGCUCGUCUUAGUGCUGUUUAUGGUGGCACCUAUAUGCUCAACAAACCAGAAUGCAAGGUUGAGUUUGACCAAAAUGGAAAAGCAUAUGGAGUUACAUCUGAAGGAGAGACUGCAAAGUGUAAAAAGGUUGUCUGUGAUCCUUCCUACUUGCCUGACAAGGUGAAAAAAGUUGGAAGAGUAACACGUGCUAUUUGCAUAAUGAGUCAUCCCAUUACAGAUACCAAUAAUUCAGACUCAGUGCAGAUCAUUCUUCCACAGAAACAAUUGGGCCGCAAAUCUGACAUGUACGUUUUCUGCUGUUCUUAUUCUCAUAACAUAGCUCCAGAGGGAAAAUAUAUUGCAUUUGUUUCAACUGAAGCUGAGACCGACCGACCUGAGGUUGAAUUGAAACCUGGAAUGGAUCUGCUUGGACCUGUAGAUGAAACCUUUUUUGAUAUAUAUGAUAGAUAUGAGCCAGUGAAUAAUAGUCAGAAGGAUAGUUGCUUCAUUUCAACAAGCUAUGAUGCAACAACCCAUUUUGAAUCAACCGUUCAAGAUGUGAUAUCCAUGUACAGAAAGAUAACCGGGAAGGAGCUUGAUUUGUCUGUAGAUCUCAGCGCAGCCAGUGCUGCAGCUGAAGAGUAAAAUACAUGAAUACCUUUGAUGGUCGAGUGAUGGAAUUCUGUGAACUCUUUGUUUGAAUACUGUGAGUUCAUUUCAGAAAAUUAUAUUCAAAUUUCUCCUGAUCGAAACCUCAUUUGUUCAAGACAGCAAUUAGCUUCUGUCUCUUAUGAAAUUCUUGUGCUUAUAUGGCAGUUAUUUGUUCCAUAAAGUUUACAACUGUAACAAUAAGGAUGCAAUUGCUUCAAUUUGUGUUUAAAUGGAGGAUGCAAUGCGGAUUUAAACUCUGUACUUUGAAUAAUUAUCAUACUGCCAACCUUUUCAUGC